CCCAUUAUAUCGCUACGUUCCCUCGAAUUAACGCGAGUUACGCUUCUCGGCAUUACACUCGAUAAGGUUUCGUCACCCGGAUGACAUCACCGCCCGUAACUUCCCACAAUCUUUGGCGGUUUCCGGUGUUAACCACGCUGGCCACACAAGCAGAACACCCGUCUAAACGUCAUUAAUUGAGUUCUGGAGCCAUUUAAAUCUCUAUCGUGUGAGAGUUUUUAGUGUUAAGGUCAAUUGUCGUCGAUCAAAAGUGGGUUAACAGCCAAAAGAUAUGGCAGGGUCGUCCGACAUAGAGGGGAACGAAGGUACAACUAACGAGACACCGAUUGAUAUACCCAUACCACCCCUCUUUCCUUUAGAGAACGAAGAUCAGCUACCUCCUUAUCUCGGACCGAUCAAGCAGCUCUACUCUAAUGGUUUUAACCUGACUAUAGAGACCAAUGGAACAGUUAUAGGCACUCAAGAACAUUACAGCAAGUGGGCUAUUUUGGAAAUUACUUCACCAGGACCCGCCGAAGUCCGGAUCAAAGGUGUCCAAUCGCAGCUUUAUUUAGCAAUGGACGAAAAUGGCGAACUUUAUGGAAGUGCCGACGGUCAGUCAGACGACACGAUAUUUCUCGAGCAAUAUCACGACAGUUAUGUAUAUUAUCUCUCGAAGAAGUACGCAGACAGAAACUGGUAUGUCGGAAUCAAUAAAUCCGGACGGCCUAAAAAUGCCAAAAAGACAGCAAAAGGACAGAAAGCCACAAAGUUUCUUUUUCGACAGGCAAAACCACCUUCAUAAUCAAAGUAUCUUCCAACUGUUAAACCUUGUUGUUUCUUUAGAUCCAGUAUAUUUUUAUGUAUAAAACAUGCCACAAUACCCUCUAUAUCUGUAUUAUUUCUGGCCAAAACGUCGCUUGACAAAUGAGGAAAGAAGAUGUACUGCAAAUUACUGAAGAAAGACACUUUAAGACUAGUGUUUGGAGUGUUGUACAGUACACCACAACACUCCUGUUCGAAGUAUUGCAAGCUCACUCGAUACAGUUUUGUACACAAUGCAAGAAUGCAUGUGGAAUGUUGUGAAGAACAGUACCAAGCCAUUGUAGGUAAAGAAAAGCAAUAAGAACAAUGAUUACUACCAUUUGGCACGCGACUUUUUGGCCACACUGUAGAAAAAUCACCAUCGUUUACGCAAUUCUAAAUGAAAAUAUAUAUAAAUAAACGAGCUUUCCUGCCGGAAGAAAUGAUGAAAUUACCAAAUUAUUUUAAAAUUUUAAUGGCAUUUAAAGAUUUAUUUAUACAAGGUUAUUGUUAGUGAUGUUUUCUUUUGUAUAUAUACAUAUAUUAUUUUUUCUAAAUCGUCUAUAAUAUCAAUUAUUAUGUAUGCAGUCGUAUGUAUACUCCGCUGAAAUGAAAAUUUCGAAUUAUUGUUGUGAACAUUGAAAUAAUAAUAAUGCAUUUAUUUAUGUACAAAAUACAAUACAUGAAAGUAUAACAGCAGCCAAAUGUUUAGAAUGUAUAAAUAAAUUUUAAAUAUAACAAUA
Molecule: messenger RNA, 1526 nt
Organism: Centruroides sculpturatus (bark scorpion)
Lineage: Eukaryota; Metazoa; Arthropoda; Arachnida; Scorpiones; Buthidae
Product: fibroblast growth factor 1-like
Exons: 4
Coding region: 272-784 (170 amino acids)
Biological process (GO): regulation of cell migration; fibroblast growth factor receptor signaling pathway; cell differentiation
Cellular component (GO): cytoplasm
Molecular function (GO): growth factor activity; fibroblast growth factor receptor binding
Source: RefSeq, a predicted model, not a curated record